UUGCACGUUAAUCGUAAUGGGGGGAGGUUUUAAAAGAGCAUAGUUGCUACAAGACAAAGGAGAAAAAGAAAACUGGUCUGAAUUAUUUCCAUCGAAUUUGAUUUUCCAGAAAAGAAAAGCAGCUAUAGAAUGGAUAGUAUGCAUACAGUCAGUGUAAAUAUUUGUGCUUCCUUUACUUUAUCUUCGGGGAGCGAAGAGAAAGACGAAACAUAAGUCCUUGUUUAACUGUUCGGAUAAGCAUGCCAAGUGAUGGAAGAUACAUGUAACACACGGUAUUUCUGACGAUGGUUUGAUAAAAUACAAAAAAAACAACAACACGAGUCCCUUUCCUAGUCCGGCAAUCUAACAUGUAUAAAGGCGUGUUUGAUACAAGGAGGUGCGGCUAAGAAAGAGAGAAAAAACUAUGAGCAAAGUUCCACCCUCCUGGAAACAAAACUUUUUAGAGAAGCAUCGAGUUGGAUCAAGAGACCGCAGGAGAAACUUGCCCUUUGGAAUUACAAGACAAGGCCGACCUUGACGUGCCCCUAAAAAUAAAGGAUUUUGUUUCUUGGAAUAGAGUAAAUUUGGUUUGCGAUUUGGUAUGCGAGAGCUGUGUCGAAAAGUGCGAUGUACUGGAAAAGUGAACAAAUGCUCAUGAGUAGCAAAGCGGAAGACAAGAGAAAUGGCCUGAACGCACUGUCUAAUGAAAAGUUUCUCGUCAUGUCUGAAGAUUGUGAAGGAGCAGCUACGGGCUCUUUUGGAAGAAGUAGGAAACCCAGGACUGAUACUGAAUUGAGUACUCCUGAAGUUUUUGAGGACGAUUCGUGUUCCUCCUCCUCGCUGUCUCCUUCCUCUUCACCUCAGGCCAUGGCCUCCACCUCGCUCUUGGGGAAAACCGUUUGUACCAGCUGUGGUCUGGAGAUAGUUGACAAAUACCUUUUAAAGGUAAACGACUUGUGCUGGCACGUGCGAUGCCUGUCCUGCAGUGUCUGCAGGACAUCGUUAGGAAGGCACACAAGCUGUUACAUCAAAGAAAAAGACGUUUUCUGUAAACUGGACUACUUCAGAUAUGGGACACGGUGUGCUCGCUGUGGCAGACACAUACACUCCACAGACUGGGUUCGCAGAGCAAAGGGAAACGUUUAUCACCUUGCGUGCUUUGCGUGCUUCUCCUGCAAGAGGCAGCUUUCUACUGGAGAGGAGUUUGCCUUGGUUGAAGAAAAAGUUCUGUGUAGAAUACACUAUGACUGCAUGUUGGACAACCUAAAAAGAGCUGUGGAAAAUGGAAAUGGUGUAAAUGUAGAAGGAGCAUUGCCGACAGAACAGGAAGUUAACCAACCUAAACCAGCUAAGAGAGCUCGCACCAGCUUCACAGCAGACCAGCUUCAGGUGAUGCAAGCACAGUUUGCUCAGGAUAACAAUCCAGAUGCACAAACCCUUCAGAAACUUGCAGAAAAGACAGGCCUCAGCAGGCGAGUCAUUCAGGUUUGGUUUCAGAAUUGUAGAGCACGCCAUAAGAAACAUGUUUGUCCCAACCAUUCAUCCACUGCCCCAGUGUCCUCCAUCCAACCCUCUCGUCUUUCACCACCAAUGCUGGAGGAAAUGCAAUAUUCAGCAUAUGUGCCUCAAGAUGGGCCAAUGCUAACCGCUUUACACUCCUACAUGGAUGCUCAUUCGCCUUUGGUCUUUCAACCCUUGCUACCACCUACAAUGACACGGCUACCAAUCAGUCAUGCCUGAUUCCCCUUUGUGUUCAGCAGCGAGGAGUUGCUAACUAUUCAGGUUGAUCCUCCAAGAAGCGCAUUGAUCUUUUAUAGUAGUAUGUUAUACUAACAUAUGCCAACAACUUCAUUUUUUUAUGAAGCUCUACUGUUGGUAAUUGGCAUCAUUGAUCUGAUAACAAAAAGAAAAUCUAUCAGCGUGCUAAAACAAAGGUUGUUGUAACACACCAUUUUGUUUGUAUUGUUUGUGGUUUAAUUCAUGGUGUAUAUUUUUUUUUGUUAAUUUAUUUGUAUUGACUGAGCACUUUGUUUAAAAAAAUAAAAUAAAAUAAAUAAAUGAAUGCAUAAGUGUAGAAAUGUUUACCCUUCUGUGUACCGUUGUAGUCUCUCCAAGGUUGAAAUCCUGAUCCUAUAAUUAAUGGAAAUUAGGGCAAUAUGUCUAUCAUGCAUUUUUGCAAUGAAUGUGUUAAGCUUUAUUUUUUUCUUCAAAAAAGGUUUUUAUUCUGUAAAUAUUGCUUUAGUGUUGUACUGAAAUGUAUGUUUUUAGUAAGUUAUUGUAGUUUUUAUAUUUAAGUAUUUGGCCUGUACACUGCACAAACAGGUACAAACGAGUUUGACUGCUGUUCAGAACACCGCUCUAUUGAAAUCACUGGAGGCACAACCCCUUCAUUUAUUGAUGCACUUGUUGAUUUAGUCUGUUGCAAGCAGUGUACGUUGACUUAAACAUUGGUUACAAUGGAGGUUAGACAAAUAAACAGACAUUUGGGAAGUUGCACCAACUUUUUGCAUUCAGACAGUUAUCAAUUUUGUUUUUUUACAUUUGACUCCAAAAAAGUCUUGCGUUUCCCCCUCCAUAAAUGUGUGUACUGCAUUAUUUUUAUAGUGUUCUUAAAUGAAAAUAAAAUGUGGCACAUGCAACAACUGAUUUGCAUA
Molecule: messenger RNA, 2633 nt
Organism: Acipenser ruthenus (sterlet)
Lineage: Eukaryota; Metazoa; Chordata; Actinopteri; Acipenseriformes; Acipenseridae
Gene: lhx8a
Product: LIM homeobox 8a
Exons: 9
Coding region: 607-1719 (370 amino acids)
Biological process (GO): neuron differentiation; forebrain neuron development; regulation of transcription by RNA polymerase II
Cellular component (GO): nucleus
Molecular function (GO): RNA polymerase II transcription regulatory region sequence-specific DNA binding; DNA-binding transcription factor activity, RNA polymerase II-specific
Source: RefSeq, a predicted model, not a curated record